Amorphotheca resinae ATCC 22711 is the source of this 1776-nucleotide messenger RNA. RefSeq lists its product as hypothetical. The coding region runs from base 162 to 1565 and encodes 467 amino acids. NCBI's taxonomy places the organism in Eukaryota, Fungi, Ascomycota, Leotiomycetes, Helotiales, Amorphothecaceae. The record is from RefSeq and is a predicted model, not a curated record. The transcript has 2 exons.
ACAAAAUCAAAAUACCCAUCUGUCUCGUCUAUCUUCAUCGUUAGAUAGAUGGCUUGCCGUAACACCAUCUUUGACGGCGAAGUUGACCUGGCUGCAACGUGCUAGUUUACCCCAGACCAAAGCGACCUCCUUCCUGAAGGCCAGGACCCAUAGCUGGCUAGAUGACGAAGCGAGCAGCAGAACUCGCUUUAGUUCGCGAGAGAUAUGGGGAGACUGAGGCAUCAUGUAAACGGAUUGCCCCUCCAUCCACUCCAACAAAGCUCGCUCCGCCUCUUUACAUUGCCUCAGUUAAGGAACUUGCAAAUACAAGCAGUACCAGAGCCAGUGCUUGCGCGACUGGCUUUGACAGCGCGAUAAUUCGGCGGAUCAGGAAGUGUCUGGAACGUGCCAACCACACCGGCACGGUGGAGGCGGAGGCCAAGGCAGCGCUCUAUCUAGCGUCACGUUUGAUGGGCCAGUAUAAUGUAUUGCAGGCCGACGUCCUCUCCCAUGAGCCACCUGCUACUCAGAGACAAUACGCUGGGCAAAGCGUGGUGUCAAUUAAGCGCACCGACGGCGAUAGGUCCAAAGCAAUGAAGCAUCAGAGCUAUGUAGACGGUCUCUGCCAUGCCAUGGAGCGCUUCUUUGACUGCAAAUCCUACUCAACUACCAACCUCUUCGCCUUAGAAUUGACUUUCUACGGCAUUACAGAAAAUACUGCCGCCGCCGCCAUGGCCUUCAAGAUGGUUUACAACUUGAUUAGUGAAUGGGCUCGGCCUUACAAGGGGGUCGGGUGCAAAAACAGCUAUUGCCUAGGGGUCUCCGACGAGCUGAGCAGGAUGGCGAACAGAGAGAAAGCAACGGAAGAGGCCGAGGCAAAGAGGGCUGAGAGAGAGGGCAUCGCGACUAAGAAGAAGGCAGUUGACAGACAGUUGCAGAUAGGCCCUCCAGCUCCCCACCUUGAGGCUUCCAACAAAUCUGCGACUCCCGAACCAGCCGAUGCUACAAGCAGUAUCGACAAUGAGUCUCCUCCCCCCCCAUAUGAUGCUUCUAGCAUAACAUGGUCGGACUGGGUGGCAGAUGGCCUCGGCGAUGGCGCUGACCCCGAAUUCACUGAGAAUGCUUCCGAGAGUGCUGAAGACUCUGUCGAACCGGAUGUCAAGGUGGAAGAUGAAUAUAGCGGUAGUAUUAUCGAAAAUCUGGACGAAGACAUGAGAAAGUUCAUCAAGCUUGAGAACCUCUCCUCUGAGGCCUCUCUUCGAAUGCAUUCGCAAUUACCGCCUCAUACAACAAGUCUCGAGCUCACUCUUCCUCCGGGAUGUGACCUUGCCAUCAAGAUGGAGCCAAUGUCCGGCACACUAUCAGGCCCAGACAAGGUCCGGGGUUCGGAAUGGGUAUCGCACAUGCAGCUCGUUAUCUUUCGUGCGGCAGCGGCCAAGAUUGCAGAUGACUAUGUUGAAGAGAAAGGCAUCAAGAUCCAUCACCAGUCAGCCAGACGCACCGUGAUACACAAUCGGGCAGCCUAUAGCCAAGGGGUCAAGGAUAGCAAGAAGAUCGAUGUACACAGGAGGAGGAUAGAGGAAUGAGACACCGCGCUGGAGGUUCUGACCAUGCGUCCCUUACAGUUAUCCCUUCGACCAUGCAGUUAUUUUUCAGUUAUUUUUUAUAGUGUUGAAUCUUGUAAGCCUAUGUAGAGCUAUUUAUGAGUGAUACGGGUAGAAGUAGAAGUCAAGUUAUAUGUGCUUGAGGUUUUAUUAUGCUAGAAUAAUGAAAGCCAAUGCUUCGUUAUGAGCGGAG